Messenger RNA from Rubroshorea leprosula, 557 nucleotides. Lineage: Eukaryota; Viridiplantae; Streptophyta; Magnoliopsida; Malvales; Dipterocarpaceae. The record is from the annotation of a GenBank genome assembly.
GGCCAGUUUCAAUUGACAUCCUAGAAGCCUCAUUCUGUCCUUUUGAGAGAUUCUUAAACAAAGCCUUUGCUUGCUGUUUGUAAAUUUCAGCAUCCUUCAGAUCACGACCAUCAUCCAGUCCCUCCGCUAGAGGAAGACCAUCAGUAACACGGGCAAGCAUUGUCAUCUUCACCAUUUUUAUUUCCUUACUUCUGAGCUACAAAGAAUCACCAAAACUUAACCAAAGAGAAUUAACAACUAAAAAUACCUGAUUAUAGCAUUUGGGUCCUCUGUUUUCCCCUUCGGUUUCAACGAUCUCGGAAAGUGGAACGACGACGGUGAACCUCGUCGACGCUUUGGAUGGGGAGAUGGACGAGAGAUAUACGGAAAACGCGGAAUUUUAAGUGUAAUGCGUAUGGGUAUGCCUAAAUACCUGAUUAUAGCAUUUGGGUCUUCCGUUUUCCCCUUCAGUUUCAACGAUCUGGGAAAGUGGAACGGCGAUGAUCGACCUCGUCGACGAUUUAUUUGAUCAGAAAACUCAAAUUCAAAGUUUUGCUUACUCAAGCAACUCAACUCUU